CUUGCCUCCUCCUACUGCUGCUACCUGAGGUUGCCUUCUUGGACUACCUGGUGAGAUCGAAGAGCUGGUUGGAUCUUUUCUUCCAUGGCCGUGCAGGCGCGGUACGGUGGCGGCAUGGUUGGGGUGGGGGCGGUGGAUGGCGGCGGUGAGGUUGUUGGAGUGGCGCAGGAGUAUGGCGCGUUGUUGGCCAAGGUGGCGAUGGCGAAGAAUGGGUAUGGCUGCGCUGCGGUGGUCAGCGGCGCGCAGAGCGGGCUGACGUGCAACAACGGCGGUGGUGGUGGGGUGGUGGUGUCGAGGAAGAGGGGGAGGGAGGUGGUGGAGCAGUACGUGCCGUCGUCGGCGGCGUUGCUGCCGAUCCCGGGGAUGGUGAAGGGGGUUCCUGUGACGUCGCCGGCUGUGGUGGUCGACACGGCGAGCCGGUUGGUGGAGUCCACCAUGGCGUGCACCAGCGGGCGCCCUGCGGUGGCGGCUCCGGCGCUGGCUCCGUUCGGCGACGCGCUCGCGUCGGAGCUGUUCGUCCAGAGCGGCGAGAUCGACGCGCUGGUGCGGGCGGAGUGCGAGAGGCUGCGCGCCGGGCUGGAGCAGGCGCGGAAGCGGCAGUGCCAGGCGGUGGCGCGCGCGGCGGCGGCGGUGGCGUCGCGCCGGCUGCAGGAGAAGGAGGCCGAGCUCGGCGCCGCCCGCCGCCGCGCGGCCGAGCUGGAGGAGCGGCUCCGGCAGGCGGCCGUCGAGAGCCAGGCGUGGUGCGGCCUCGCCCGCAGCAACGAGGCCGUCGCCGCCGGCCUGCGCGCCACGCUCGACCACCUCCUCCAGCGCGCCGCGGCGCCUGCCCCCGUCGAGGGCUCCGGCGAGUCCGACGACCCUGCGGCCGGCGCCGACGACAACGACGCGCAGUCCUGCUGCUUCGAGACGAACACGGCCGCCGCCCCGUCGGCACGUGGCGGCGCCGGCGCCGGCAGGUGGGCGUGCAAGGCGUGCGGCGAGCGGGAGGCGUCGGUGCUGCUACUGCCAUGCCGGCACCUGUGCCUGUGCCGGCCGUGCGAGCCGAGGGCGGAGGCGUGCCCGGUCUGCCUCGCCGUCAAGAAGGUCUCCGUCGUGGCCCGUUCGCCGACGGAAAUGUAAUAGCCUCUCAGUAUUCUCAUUUUUUUACUGACGGAUGGGCUAGCUGUGUUUGUCUUUUUGGAAGGUGUUCAUGCUAAAUGUCAAAAAUUUAGAAAUAAUUUCUCCAUUUCUGUGCUCUCUUUUGGAAAGAUUAAUCUCCUCCUGCCCCCUUCUCGAUCACUCUCGCUUUCUCUCUUGGCUGCUUGUCCAGUUCUGUAAAAUUAGAGUAUAGUUCUGAAUAAAUAGAUUUAGUGUGCAGACCAAAUUGCUUUAUGUAUUACUUUGUGUUUUGUUAAUUGUAAUUUUGAUUGAUAGGGAUAGGGAAUUUUUUGGUUCUACUAA
This is a messenger RNA of Oryza brachyantha (malo sina), 1440 nucleotides long. Its product is annotated as E3 ubiquitin-protein ligase BOI-like. Bases 85 to 1119 code for a protein of 344 amino acids. Gene Ontology annotation, molecular function: ubiquitin-protein transferase activity. The record is from RefSeq and is a predicted model, not a curated record. Lineage: Eukaryota; Viridiplantae; Streptophyta; Magnoliopsida; Poales; Poaceae. The transcript has a single exon.